CAAAUGGUCCAACUUUUAUCGGACGGUCAACCCAGCCGCCACAUUCAGCAUCCUGGACUCCAUCAUCAUGAUGAUUGUGGACAUCGGGCUUCACCUGCUGAUCACGUGGUACAUGGACAACAUCUAUCCGGGGGAGUUUGGUGUGCCCAAACCUUUGUACUUUCCUUUUCUGAAAAGUUUCUGGUGCCCCUCCCACAUCAAAGAGGAAGUGUCCACUCAAUCUGAACAAGUCGACACAAAGCACUUAGAGACAGACCCGCAGAACCUGAAUGCUGGCAUUGCCAUUAAGGAUUUGACAAAGAUUUUCGCCGGCGGGAAAGUGGCUGUGGCGGGCAUGUCUCUGAACAUGUACGAGGACCAGAUCACUGUGCUGUUGGGUCACAACGGAGCUGGUAAAACCACCACCAUGUCUAUGCUCACUGGCUUCAUGGCUCCCAGUUCCGGUACAGCAGUGGUCAACGGAUACGAUAUCCGGUCAAACAUUGACGAAGUCCGGGAGACCCUGGGUCUCUGUCCACAACACAAUAUCCUCUUUGACCAGCUGACCGUCCGAGAACACUUGUACUUCUUUGCUAAGCGGUCGUCAACGACAUGUUCUUGACCGGCAAAGAGAACACCCAGGCCCAGCAUCUUUCCGGUGGUCAGAAGAGGAAGCUGUCGGUGGGCAUCGCUCUCAUAGGGGGCUCCAAGGUAAACCGUGUUUUUUUGCUUGUGGUGAUCUUGGACGAGCCCAGCUCCGGCAUGGACCCGGGGGCACGCCGGCACCUCUGGGACGUCCUCCAGCGGAACAAACGAGGCCGGACCGUCCUGCUGACCACCCACUACAUGGACGAGGCGGACGCGCUCGGGGACAGGAUCGCCAUCAUGGCGGAGGGCGUGGUCAAGUGCUGCGGGACCUCCAUGUUCCUGAAAAAACUUUACGGUGCUGGUUACCACCUCAUCAUCGUGAAGGACGACGAAUGCAGAGUGGACGAAAUCACACAGAUUGUCCGCUCUACAUUGCUUAUGCCCCUUGCCUUGACGGCUGGCGGCGUGGCUAUCCUGAACUCAGGGUCCAGUGAAAAGCAAGAGGUUGGUGACCAGGGCACAGUACGCUAUGACCUCUCACCUUUUUACCGCCCAAUCGUGUCCUACACAGAUGGGAGCCCGGCGUCGAGCAUCUCAAGCGACUUGGCUGAAAAGUAUGCGGAGAUAUUUAGCACGCAUCCUGGAACUGCGGAGAAGAUAAACCAAGACAAAUCCUCCAAUGUCUCCGAGUACCUCCUAUGGAAAAUGCAUGACGUUGGUUUCGACAUUUUCUCACAACGCUUCCCUAUAGGAGCGGAAUUUUUACCCCAAAGUAACAACAGCAUUAAGGGCGUGGCUUUGUAUAACGAUAGGGCGUGGCACGCCAAGCCGGUAGCUCUGGUGCAGAUGCUGAACGCGUUCAUCCGAGAAUAUGUAGGAGAUGAUUAUUCUAUUCAGGCCAGUCUCCACCCUAUGCCGAAACCGAUGUUGGCCAGAGGCUCGUCCUUCCGCGACACUGGGGACAAUUUGAAGAACAUCUACCCACUCACCAUAUUCCUCUCCCUCGGGAUGGCCUACCUCCUAAGCAGCUUUGCCUACACCCUCAUUGUAGAGAGACAGCGCGGCUGCAAACACCUUCAAGAGGUCAGCGGGGUCAACCCGUUCAUUUACUGGCUGGCCACCUUCCUGUGGGAUUAUAUCAUCUACCUGGCCGUCGUCAUCGGCAUCAUCGUUAUCUUCUUCGGCUUCGGCGAGACGGCUCUCAUCGGCGAGGACGCCUUUGGCCCCCUCAUCUUCAUGUUUCUGCUGUUCGGGUUCGCCGCCUGUUUCUCCAGUUACGUCUUCCAGUUCGUGUUCAAAUCUCCACCAACGGGCUUUGUGGUGACUCUCAUCCUGUACUUUAUCCUCAGUCUGUUCACAAACCUUAUGCUGACAGCGAUCAAGUCCAAAUGGCGCAAUGACUUUCGGAAUUUGUUCAGCGUGCUGUUUCUGCCAUUCAACUUGAACAAAUUCAUCACGGACUAUUAUAACUGGCACUCCGAAGUCCCUUCAAAGCUUGCGUUUGCUGCAAGCAAAAAGCCGGGACAAAGCGUGUGGGACUUUGACAGUCCUGGCGUGGGACUGUACGUGUUCAUGAUGGCGCUACACGCCGGGGUCGCGCUGUUGCUACUAAUGCUUAUUGAGUUCCACGUGCUGCAGAAAAUUUGGUAUUUAAUAAGAAAGUCUGGAGAACGGAAGGACCAGGCACCUUUGCAGGAGAUCAACAUGACCUCACUGUUCACUGAAGACUCCGAUGUGGCGCAGGAAAGAGACCGAAUCUUCCGCACUACCCUGCCGCAGCUGUUUACCACUGACUCACUUAUUCUCAUGGAGUUGAGCAAGAACUUUGGUCAGAUGACGGCGGUGGACCAUCUGUGUGUGGGCGUGCCGGAACAAGAAUGCUUCGGGCUGCUGGGUCAGAACGGCGCGGGGAAGACAACGACCUUCAAGAUGCUCACUGGCCAGGAGAUGGUCUCCUGGGGUAAUGCCUACGUCAAGACUCACGACAUCAAGGACAACAUCAAGAAGGUCCAGUCCAACAUGGGCUACUGCCCUCAGUUUGACGCCUUGACCGAUCAGCUGACCGGAAAGGAGACCUUGACCUUGUACUGCCGCAUCAAGGGCAUUCCGGAAGAAGAAAUUACACGUGUUUGUAACUCGCUCAUUGACUCUCUCAUGCUGACACCCCACGCUGACAAACUGGUGGGGAAGUACAGGUAUUUGAGCCGUGUUCCUCGGUUUCGCCCGGUUCCAGAAACUCACACCCGAGCCGCAGAAGAAAUGUUGCUUCUGCUGCUGAGCGACUACGCUGUAGAGACGCAGUUGGAGAAAUAG
Messenger RNA from Aplysia californica (California sea hare), 2880 nucleotides. Its product is annotated as ATP-binding cassette sub-family A member 3. Gene Ontology annotation, biological process: lipid transport; transmembrane transport. NCBI's taxonomy places the organism in Eukaryota, Metazoa, Mollusca, Gastropoda, Aplysiida, Aplysiidae. Gene Ontology annotation, molecular function: ABC-type transporter activity; ATP hydrolysis activity; lipid carrier activity. The record is from RefSeq and is a predicted model, not a curated record. Gene Ontology annotation, cellular component: membrane; intracellular membrane-bounded organelle.